UGUUCUCUGUCAUUGAUCUUAGUUAUAUAAUGUUAUGUUGUCAUCUGGAGUAAGGCAGAGUUGCUCAUAUUUAGCUGGUUUACUUUGUAAUGCGUCAUUGUAAGUGACCAAAAGCAUGGUACAGGAAGUUGUUUGUGUGUUUUUUUUCAUUGCUUAUGCAACUUCCAAGCAGAAAAUGUUCUUGAGACCAGAUGGUAAAGAACAGUCAAUUGCAAGUUCUAUUCUCCAGAUGUAUUGAUGUUUCAUGUCUUCUUGAAGCCAGUUCAAAUACAUUUGUAAAUUCAAGUCUUAACUUUUAGUAACCCUUUCACUUCUGCCAGCCCUAUUUCAACUGACCAAGAACUCAGCUAGAAUAUCUGAUUACAGGCUCUCUGCAGCCAUCUGUACUAUGGAGUGGCAAUGCCACGGCCCCAUAUUUCAGCCGGGUAAAAGUUCACCACGUGUGCUUUUGCUCGUAUCCGGUCACUGAGCUACAGUGAUAGCUAUGUGUUUAUGUUUACGGUACCAAAUCUCUUUUCAACUUGAUCCUUUCCAAGAGAGCACUUUGUAAAGACAUUUUUUUUUUUUUAAUUUACCCUAUGUUUCUACUUGGCGUGUAGGUUUUUUUUUUUUUUUUUUAAUCUGCUCAGCAAUUUGAGAGUUUGCUUGGAACACAGAUGAGUUAAGAUAAAAAGCUGUUUUUGAAAAAAUGUCUCUAGUAAGUAAAAAUGAAGAUACUAUAUCUGAAUGAAUGUGAAAAGUUGUCCCCUUGUAUAUUUUUAAAGCUUCCCAAAUCAUCCUCAGUUCUCAGCCAAAUGCAACCUACCCAGAUUGUCUUCAGGAAAGUAGCAAUUCACAGAGCUUUGCAGUUACCCGUAUAUCAAACAGCACUCUCUCCCCAGUCCCUGCUCACAGCUCCACCAUUUUAGAAUAUGGUGAGAUAUGCCAGAGCCCUGCCAUCUGUUUAAUGGGCUAAUUAUGUUUACCACAUGCCUACUUCACAGGAAUACCAUGGGCGAGGUUGCCAAACAUCAUACAAAUAUAUAUGUUUGUAUAUAUAGAUAUAAAAAUAUACACAUAAAUAAAAUCAUAUACAUGUAUAACAGCAUCCAGCAUUUCUUAGUUCCAUUCUAUCUUUUGCUAUCAGAAUAUAUCAUGGCCCAUCACUGAAGCCCAGCUAGGCACUGGCAGAGUUUAUCUUUAAUACAUGGUGUGGCCAUCAGGCUGAGGGGUGCUGGGGAGAGAGGAAAUUCAGAUUUUAUACACACACCCCUGUUUUUGCCUUUUUAUUCUGUGCCCCAUUUUCUUUCUAUUAGAAUCUUAACAUUGUAGCCUCAUAAUGAAUGCAAUCAAACUUCAUGAUAGUGCACAUUGCUGUAUUUAGUGUCUUAACCAUUUCUUUUAAGAAAGAAGAUCUCUGUUCCUUUAUUUAGGGGAAAAAAAAAAGGUUCAGGCCAUCCUAAAAAUGUCUCUUCUGUACAGAGCUACAACUUUUCUUUACAAGGCUACAACUAUUCUUUUAUGUGCCAAAGCUGCUAUAGUGGGCCUGUUCUUAAAGCUAGCAUUGUUUUUUCCUUUUAUGAGGAUCCUGAAACUCUUUACAGUCUUUUUCUCCAGUGUUCUCUGAGACCUUCUUAGAUACGUGCUCUCAGUGACUCCAGUUAUGACAAGGGUUAAUUAUCAGUUGUCAGCCAUGAACAUUGUCACAGGGCUCCAAGUUGGGUCAACCUAAGUUGCUUCUUGGAAAUGGGGCUUGAACUAGGUGGGUCUUGAAAAAUAGGGGGAAUUUGGGAGUGUGGGAUGGCAGUAAAGGGAGGCAAAUAGGGGGCAUCCUAGGUAAAGGGAAUUAAACCAGCAAAGGAAGAGGACAGAGAUAGAAAAGAGCCAUGAGUCAUGAGUGACAGGAGUGCCUAGACAGGAUAAGAUAUAAGCUCCAGCUUCUGGGUUCGCUCUGUGGCUCCUCUGUCUAUGUAAAGCUAGCUCGGCAAGCUCUCUGCCUUCUUGGCUUUGAGGACUCAGUAGCCUGAGAAAUAUUGGGAGAAAUAACUCCGUCCGUAUACCAGAUUGUACACCCAAUAGGUAGCAUUCUCCAUAAUGAAAAAUAAUAACAUUUGAAACUAUCAUUGAUAUAACAUUUUAUUCAGUCUUUUCUAAGAUACAGAAGUAUUUUUUAAAGCUUUUUUUACCCCCAAGUGUUCGAAUGUUCUCUCAUACCCCCUUAACUGAAGUAAAUUAUUCAAACAGAGCUGUUUUGUUUUAUUUGUUUGUUUUUGUUUUUGCAGCUUUAUUCUUACCAGGGAUUUCAUAAACAAGUUGGAAGAGGGAGACAUAGCCAGCACAUAAACAUAGAAAUAACCCAGUUCAAUAAGCUUGAAGGAGCAUGAGUGAGGGCCUGUGACAAGGGCGAGAAGAAUCUUCAUAAGCACAGAAUGAUUAUGUUUUUAUGUUGGGCAUGUUAAGUCCUAUUUGAGGAGAGACACUGGUAUGGAAAGAAAGAGAGAGUUAUUCCCCUAUCAUUUUCUCAUGUACACUGGAAAAAUAACUUGAAAAUUUACUGUGUGACUUCUAGAACCCAGAAAGCUGAAACCCAGUGCAAACCACAUAGACAGAGAUCAAGGGAGAGCAACCUGUUCACCAAAACAAGAUGCAGCCUCUCUCUGUUCCCUGCCCCAAUGAACAUCUGCACUAGGCCCAAGUCUUGGAGUGAUUUACCUGAAGAGUGACACCAUUUAUUUGAGAACUACUAUGAGGAAACUGAAGCCCAGAGAGGUGAAGUGAGGUGCCCAAGGCCACACAUCAAGUUAGAGGCACAGCUAGUACCAUAGCUCAAGUCUCCUGACUCCCAGUCCAGUGCUCCUCCCAUUACUCCACGGGUCCUGUCUCUAAGCUUCCUGACAAAUGCUAGAACGGAAGAAACCCAAGACAGCUGAAAACCAGAAGGCAUCUGAGGAGAAUGAGAUUACUCAGCCGGGUGGAUCCAGCGCCAAGCCGGGCCUUCCCUGCCUGAACUUUGAAGCUGUUUUGUCUCCAGACCCAGCCCUCAUCCACCCAACACAUUCACUGACAAACUCUCACGCUCACACCGGGUCAUCUGAUUGUGACAUCAGUUGCAAGGGGAUGACCGAGCGCAUUCACAGCAUCAACCUUCACAACUUCAGCAAUUCCGUGCUCGAGACCCUCAACGAGCAGCGCAACCGUGGCCACUUCUGUGACGUGACGGUGCGCAUCCACGGGAGCAUGCUGCGCGCGCACCGCUGCGUGCUGGCAGCCGGCAGCCCCUUCUUCCAGGACAAGCUGCUGCUGGGCUACAGCGACAUCGAGAUCCCGUCCGUGGUGUCGGUGCAGUCGGUGCAAAAGCUCAUUGACUUCAUGUACAGCGGAGUGCUGCGCGUCUCACAGUCCGAAGCCCUGCAGAUCCUCACGGCCGCCAGCAUCCUGCAGAUCAAAACGGUCAUCGAUGAGUGCACGCGCAUCGUGUCGCAGAACGUGGGCGAUGUGUUCCCGGGGAUCCAGGACUCGGGCCAGGACACGCCCCGGGGCACACCCGAGUCGGGCACCUCGGGCCAGAGCAGCGACACCGAGUCAGGCUACCUGCAGAGCCACCCGCAGCACAGCGUGGACAGGAUCUACUCGGCGCUCUACGCCUGCUCCAUGCAGAACGGCAGCGGCGAGCGCUCCUUCUACAGCGGCGCAGUGGUCAGCCACCACGAGACUGCACUCGGCCUGCCCCGCGACCACCACAUGGAAGACCCUAGCUGGAUCACGCGAAUCCACGAGCGCUCGCAGCAGAUGGAGCGCUACCUGUCCACCACCCCCGAAACCACGCACUGCCGCAAGCAGCCCCGGCCCGUGCGCAUCCAGACCCUGGUGGGCAACAUCCACAUCAAGCAGGAGAUGGAGGACGACUACGACUACUACGGGCAGCAAAGGGUGCAGAUCCUGGAGCGCAACGAGUCCGAGGAAUGCACGGAAGACACCGACCAGGCUGAGGGCACCGAGAGUGAGCCCAAGGGCGAAAGCUUCGACUCAGGCGUCAGCUCCUCCAUAGGCACCGAGCCCGACUCCGUGGAGCAGCAGUUCGGGCCCGCGGCGGCGCGGGACGGCCCAGCCGAACCCGCCCAACCUGAGCAGGCCGCGGAAGCCCCGGCUGAGGGCGCCCCGCAGCCGCACCAGCUGGAAACGGGUGCCUCUUCCCCGGAGAGAAGCAACGAAGUGGAGAUGGACAACACGGUGAUCACUGUCAGCAACAGCUCCGACAAGAGCGUCCUGCAGCAGCCCUCGGUCAACACGUCCAUCGGGCAGCCAUUGCCAAGUACCCAGCUCUAUUUACGCCAGACAGAAACCCUCACCAGCAACUUGAGGAUGCCUCUGACCUUAACCAGCAACACACAGGUCAUUGGCACCGCCGGCAACACCUACCUGCCGGCCCUCUUCACUACCCAGCCCGCGGGCAGCGGCCCCAAGCCUUUCCUCUUCAGCCUGCCACAGCCCCUGGCAGGCCAGCAGACCCAGUUUGUGACAGUGUCCCAGCCCGGCCUGUCAACCUUUACUGCACAGCUGCCAGCGCCACAGCCCCUGGCUCCAUCCGCCGGCCACAGCACAGCCAGUGGGCAGGGCGAAAAAAAGCCUUAUGAGUGCACUCUCUGCAACAAGACUUUCACCGCCAAACAGAACUACGUCAAGCACAUGUUCGUACACACAGGUGAGAAGCCCCACCAAUGCAGCAUCUGCUGGCGCUCCUUCUCCUUAAAGGAUUACCUUAUCAAGCACAUGGUGACACACACAGGGGUGAGGGCGUACCAGUGCAGUAUCUGCAACAAGCGCUUCACCCAGAAGAGCUCUCUCAACGUGCACAUGCGCCUCCACCGGGGCGAGAAGUCCUACGAGUGCUACAUCUGCAAAAAGAAGUUCUCCCACAAGACCCUCCUGGAGCGACACGUGGCCCUGCACAGUGCCAGCAACGGGACCCCUCCCGCGGGCACACCCCCAGGGGCCCGCGCUGGCCCCCCAGGGGUGGUGGCCUGCACGGAGGGGACCACUUACGUCUGCUCCGUCUGUCCAGCAAAGUUUGACCAAAUCGAGCAGUUCAACGACCACAUGAGGAUGCAUGUGUCUGACGGAUAAGUAGUAUCUUUCUCUCUUUCUUAUGAACAAAACAACAAAAAAGAAAACAAACAAAAAAAGCUAUGGCACUAGAAUUUAAGAAAUGUUUUGGUUUCGUUUUUACUUUCUGUUUUUGUUUUUGUUUCGUUUCAUUUUGUACUACAUGAAGAACUGUUUUUUGCCUGCUGGUACAUUACAUUUCCGGAGGCUCGGGGGAACACGGGUUCUCCCAGCCUCCCUCGGAUGGUGGCCUUAAGGCCUGGUAGUGCUUCAGGAGGUCCACUGGUUGGAUCUCUAGCUACUGGCCUCUAAAUACAACCCUUCUUUACAAAAAAAUCUUUAAAAAAAAAAAAAAAAAGUAAAAAAAAUUUUUUUUUCACUUGUGAAGAGCACUACAAAAAUAUAUAACAAAAUCUAAAAGGCCUACUGUCUUUAAGUACACCGCUUGCAGUGUUUCAGUGGACAUUUUCACAAUUCUGGCCGCUUGGACUUCACAGUAACCAGUUAAAACUGUGGAAUAUCACUUUCUGGUUGAAAACCCAGAGGAAAAGGCCCUGCUGUUUUCCACCUACCACAUUGUCUGAUUUCCUAAAAGGGCUGUGGGGGUGGGGAGGGGCGUGGGUUUGGUGAUGUGGGAAAGGCAAAUGGCAGGCUUCUCCCCAAAAUGUCGCUCGGUCCACUCACCCUGGCCCACCCCCUCCCUAUCCCCCCUUUCAGCAGAAGCCAGGAAGACUUGGACAAGCAUCAAGCAACAGUGGCUAUCGUAUUUAUUCAGUGUCUUCGCUGAGCCUCAGCCUCAGCACAAUCAAGAGGGACUUUCAUGAAAGGCAGGAAUGCAGAUGAAACAAAGAUAUCAGAGGUUUGCACCUACGUUUCUAGGUACAAGAGAAGGAUUAUUUCCAACAAUCUUUGCAAAAACAAAAAAACAAAAAAAAAGGUGUCAGGAUAUAUUCUUGUGGAAGAGAAAAAGAAAGAGAAAUGGAGGGUGGGGGGGAUAAUAAAAAGUUCUUGAGGCUUUUUUAAUUCAAAAUUUUAUAGAGGGGCAAAAGUGACGUUUACCAGAUAGAAUGCUGAUUUUUUUAAUA
Messenger RNA from Phacochoerus africanus (Common warthog), 6167 nucleotides. RefSeq names its product zinc finger and BTB domain containing 20 (gene ZBTB20). The record is from RefSeq and is a predicted model, not a curated record. Gene Ontology annotation, biological process: regulation of transcription by RNA polymerase II. Lineage: Eukaryota; Metazoa; Chordata; Mammalia; Artiodactyla; Suidae. Bases 2878 to 5103 code for a protein of 741 amino acids. The transcript has 6 exons. Gene Ontology annotation, molecular function: RNA polymerase II cis-regulatory region sequence-specific DNA binding; protein binding; DNA-binding transcription factor activity, RNA polymerase II-specific.